GUGAAAGCAAUGGUUUUAUUAUUGAAAUUAAUAAAGUUAAAACCAUUUCUCAGCUUAGAGAUAUAAUAAAAAAUGACAAAAAAAAGAACACUUUUGCCAAUAUCGACGCCAAUGAACUCACAUUAUUUAAAGUUAACAUAUCUGAAAGCAGAAAAUGUGAUAUUCAUCCAGGAAUCGAUAUUAAACGAGAUUUUGGAGGCGUAGAAUUGGUCAAUGAUUUUGAUUCUGUUGAGGAACAUUUUGGUGUAAACCCUGCUGAAAAGCAUAUUCAUAUAAUUAUAAAACCACCUACAAAUAUUGCGAGAUCUUUUCAACAAGGCUAUACACAAGUUACACCACUUGAGCCCGAUAUUAUUUUCAAAGAUUUCCUAAAUAGUGAACAUGGUCAAUUUCUCAAACAUUACAUAGAAAAAAAUGACCAAUUACCAUCAUAUAAUUCAAAAAUACCACUUAAAACAGCAGUGCCUGUUACUUAUUCAGGUGAUCGGCCUUCACUCCUACUAUACAAUCUUCCUGGAGCAGCGUGCAAGGGGAACGGGGGCUCAAGUGAUAUUGAAGCAAUCGAGAACUACCUUUUAAAUAAGAUGACAGAUAAUUUUGAAGAAAACCGCAAUAAGGCAAUUCAUAUU
Molecule: messenger RNA, 629 nt
Organism: Dentiscutata erythropus
Lineage: Eukaryota; Fungi; Glomeromycota; Glomeromycetes; Diversisporales; Gigasporaceae
Source: the annotation of a GenBank genome assembly